CAACGGAGUUCACGCUCGGCCGGCUUGGUUCUGUCAAGCCCACCGGCCUUCCCCUCCGUGCCAAGAUGGCGGCAGAAGCAGCUGGUGGCAAGUACAGAAGCACAGUCAGCAAAAGCAAAGACCCUUCGGGGCUGCUCAUCUCUGUGAUCAGGACUUUGUCUACCAGUGAUGAUGUUGAAGACAGAGAAAAUGAGAAGGGUCGCCUUGAAGAGGCCUAUGAGAAAUGUGACCGUGACCUGGAUGAACUAAUUGUGCAACACUACACAGAACUGACGACAGCCAUUCGCACAUACCAGAGCAUCACAGAGCGCAUCACCAACUCCCGAAAUAAAAUAAAACAGGUAAAAGAGAAUCUUCUUUCGUGCAAGAUGUUACUGCACUGCAAACGAGAUGAACUUCGGAAACUGUGGAUUGAAGGAAUUGAACACAAGCAUGUCCUGAACCUGCUAGAUGAAAUCGAGAACAUCAAGCAAGUACCUCAAAAACUGGAACAGUGCAUGGUCAGCAAGCACUAUCUCAGUGCCACUGACAUGCUGGUAUCAGCAGUAGAGUCUUUGGAGGGUCCCCUGCUUCAGGUAGAAGGACUGAGUGACCUCAGGCUGGAGCUUCACAGUAAGAAGAUGAACCUCCAUUUGGUUCUCAUAGAUGAGCUGCACAGGCACCUGUACAUCAAGUCCACCAGCCGAGUUGUGCAGCGAAACAAGGAAAAAGGGAAAAUGAGCUCCCACGUGAAAGAUGCUUCUCCUGGUCCUCUGAUCGAUGUUACAAACCUCCCUACUCCACGCAAAUUCCUUGAUGCUACUCAAUACUCUACUCCCGGAAGCUCAAGUGUGAAGGAGAUAAACCUGCAGGAUCUCAAGGAGGAUUUGGAAUUGGAUCCAGAGGAGAACAGUACCCUUUUUAUGGGUAUCCUCAUAAAGGGGCUGGCCAAACUGAAGAAGAUACCAGAGACGGUGAAGGCUAUCAAGGAGCGCUUAGAGCAGGAGUUAAAGCAAAUUGUGAAGAGGUCUACCACCCAGGUGGCAGACAGUGGCUAUCAGAGGGGAGAGAACCUCACUGUGGAGAACCAGCCAAGAUUACUUCUAGAGCUGCUGGAGCUGCUGUUUGACAAAUUUAAUGCUGUAGCCACUGCACACUCUGUGGUCCUGGGAUACCUGCAGGACUCUGUCGGGAAUCCACCAACUCAACAGGAAGAAAUCAAAUUGUAUGAUAUGGCAGAUGUGUGGGUGAAGAUCCAAGAUGUGCUACAGAUGCUGUUGACUGAGUACUUGGAUAUGAAGAAUACUCGCACUGCCUCUGAACCAUCAGCUCAAUUAAGCUAUGCCAGUUCUGGACGAGAGUUUGCAGCCUUUUUUGCCAAGAAGAAACCUCAAAGACCGAAAAAUUCCCUUUUCAAGUUUGAAUCGUCCUCUCAUGCUAUCAGUAUGAGUGCCUAUUUGCGGGAGCAGAGAAGGGAACUCUAUAGUCGGAGUGGAGAACUUCAAGGUAGGUAAUGGGCCUUCUCUGAAAAUAUUAA
This is a messenger RNA of Ictidomys tridecemlineatus (thirteen-lined ground squirrel), 1516 nucleotides long. Lineage: Eukaryota; Metazoa; Chordata; Mammalia; Rodentia; Sciuridae. The record is from RefSeq and is a predicted model, not a curated record.